UAAUUCUAACUGUCUGCUACAAAUUACCGAGAAUAGCAACAAUCAAAAUGUAAAAGGAUUUGCUAGUUGCAUAAGCAUUAAAUAUCCCAAAUAUAUUGCCUUUGAUGUAAACACAGACCUAUAUAGAUGUAGCUGAAUGGGUGUAAAUUUGAAAGAAACAUCUGCUGUAGAUGUGUUGAACACUACUGAUAUAUCACUCCCUUCUCCUCUGACAAAGACCGGUAAAAAUGGAGAUGAACAUUUCCAUGUUGAGGAGCAUAAACUUAAUUCUAAGGUCCCUAACCAUAACAAGAUCAUCACAUCUUUGGUGGCGGGAGCAGUAGCAGGUGCUGUAGCCAAAACUGUAAUCGCACCGUUAGACAGAACAAAAAUAAAUUUCCAGGUAUCGAACAGACGAUUUUCUUUUAAAUCAGCAUUUAAGUUUAUUUUCCAUACAGUAAAACAUGAAGGUUUUAUAUUUCUAUGGAGAGGCAAUUCUGCAACAAUGUUGAGAAUUGUUCCGUAUGCUGCAAUACAAUACACAGCCCAUGAACAGUAUAAAAGAAUGCUAAACAGAAAUAGACGGAAAAAGCAUUUACCGCCACAUUUGAGGUUCUUAGCUGGAUCUUUAGCUGGUAUAACAUCCACAUCCUUAACAUAUCCUCUGGAUCUAGUCAGGGCCAGGAUGGCUGUCACAGAGAAAAACCUGUAUUCUAAUUUAUUUCAAGUGAUUAUGAAGACAUAUCGUCAGGAAGGAUUCCGUACAUUAUGGCGAGGGUAUCUACCAACAGUUCUAGGCUCAACUAUGUACUCAGGGACUAGUUUCUUCACGUAUGAAACACUGAAGAAAAAUCAUGCAGAAUAUGCUAAAGGAGAAGAGCCAAAGCCAUUUGAGAGAUGGUGUAUGGGUGCUGUAGCUGGGUUUGCUUCACAAUCUCUAUCUUAUCCAUUAGAUAUCGUUAGACGACGGAUGCAAACAGCUGGUUGUACGGGUCAUGUCAAUGACUACACUGGUAUUUGGGUAACAGCCACAAGUACGUACAGAGAAGAAGGAAUUAUACGAGGUUUAUAUAAAGGACUUAGUAUGAACUGGAUCAAAGGACCGAUAGCUGUAGGAGUUAGCUUUACAACAUUUGAUAUAACAUUACAAUGGCUACGAGCACAAACUGUUUUCCACAUAGAUGAAGAUUAAUUUGAUAAAUAUUUUAGGUAAUACAUUUGUAAUAUAUGACUGCUGAAGUGGUUCCUUUCCACUUGACUUAACCAGAAUAAAAUUGAUAGUGUAAACAGUGAACCAUCUCUUAUUGUUUUGGAAAUAUUUUUUCACUCUAAUGAUGGAUUUAAAUUGACAUAUUUCUGGUCCUGAGUUCAAUUUAAAUGCAAAAAAAAAAAUGGGUGUUGAGGGUUUCUCAAAAAAGAAUUUUAGGUUCCAUAUGUUGAGAUAUAUAGGGAGAAAAAAAGGGGGGGAGUUGUCAUGAUAGAUGUUUAAAACCAGUAAAAUAUACAUAUCAUUUUAGCAUAAGUGCUAAUUGUAAUCUAUAUACUAAUGAACAAAUGACAAGGAUAAAUUUGGUUUGAUUUCCAUAGUCUUUCUUAUAUUGUAGAACAAUGAAUAUGUAGUUACCUAGGCAAGGACCAGCUCUAAGUAAGGGUGGGUAGGGAAAUCCUAAACACAAAUAUAUUAUUUAUUUGUCCCAGGUCAAAAAUAUAAAUAAAAAGGCAUUAUUGUGAACACAUGUAAACAGAGCUUACUUUAUCUGAUUUGUCUUCCCUUAGUACAUUUUUACUUAAUUUUCAAUGUUAUUUUGAUGAUUUAAUUUGACAAUGUUAUUAUAACUUUCUGUUGACUCUUAAAGAGUUAUAUUCCGUAAUUUUUAUUAAUGAAAACCCUUAAAUUAUUUAUUGAAGUAAUAGCCAGAGCACAUUAAUGAUCCACAAUAGUUUAGAUAAGGCACUGAAUACCUCACUUUACAAACAAUGCACAAUUAUUUUUUUUUUUCUCCUUUUUCAUAAUCAAAAAUUAAGAAUUUGGUUUGGUUAGACUGCAGGGUGUAUCAAUGUUUACUUAUUUGACAAUCAACAUUAAAGAACAAUAGAAAAUGCUUUUAAAUUAACUGUCAUAAAUUUGCAAGUAGUUUUUUCUCACAGACUAUUUACAUUAACUUUAUAAUGAGGUUCAUCUAGCAGGCGCAUUGAUACAUGUAUAUUACUGAAUGUUAACUUUUUGUAAUUUGAACCUUUUCCAGAGCAGUUCAAACAAAAAUUUGUGUCUGCACAUCUGAUAUUUUUUAAAACAAUUUUUUAUUUAUUAUAAUUAGAAUUUAAACCAGUUAUACAUUACAUAUACAAUGAAGCAACAACAAUCUUGUCGACUCAUCUUUUAUUGCAUAUUGUAGUUUUUGUAAUAAUCAAGUUAUUCAACCCUUAUUGUGUAAAUCUUAUUACUUAAAAACAGUUCAAAUUAGAUACUUAAAUGCAUUCAUCUAUUUUCAUGAAUAUCUGCAGAAUAACCUCAGUUUGUUUUUGAUGCAUUCAUCAGUAUUUGAGCUCCAAAAUUCAAAACUUGUAUGUAUAAUUGUUUUGUUGUACAGUAGUUUAUUUGAUGCAUUUUUUUUGGUGGAUGUAGCGAUUUUUACCUCAAUAUUUACUGAUAAUGAGUCUUGUUUUUUCUGCAAAAAGAUCAUUAUUUUUGUUUCUUGUCUCCUUUUUUUUUUCGAAGGCAUUAUGCUCACUUAGAAUCUUUUUUACAUCAUUAACAGGAUUUUGAAGUUAAAUCUCUUCAUACUCCUGAGAAAAACUAACAUAUGUUAGGGGUCUAUGACUAUACCAUCACAUUUAAACUUUUUUCUACCUACCAACUAACUUAAAUAAGAAGUAACAUUUCUGGAAAAAUUGAACAUUAUUAUAUUGAAAAAUAAAAUUGAUAUGACUUGACAUUAUGUACAUGUAUCAUUUUUGUCUUUAGUGUUCAUACCAAUUUGAUAAAUUGACAGUUUCUGCGUCCACUUUGUUACAAGAAUCUGACAACACUCUUUUCUACUGUCUGAUUUGGUUGUUAUUACAUCAGCCAUAAUAAAUCUGCCUAGAAACUCUAAGAAAUUUUUAUCAGUAAAUCAGAGGGAUUACAAAAGAUUUUUAAAAUAGAGAGUAGAACAGAGCGUUGUCAGGUUCUUGCUGGUGAAGCAUGGGCACAGCGUUUGUAUUUAAUCAGAUUCAUUGUUUUUAUUCCGAAUGCUUUGAAUUUUUGCUUUAGCUAUUUUCAGAUAGUUGUGUUCUAAAUAAAAUACAACAUAAAGUUACACAAUUUUUUGUAUUUCUAGUUCAACAUUAAUCUUCAUUUCAUUUAAAAAAAACUUCAAAAGAAAUCCAUAAUUGUUCAUGUAAAUCCGUUAAAACUUUUUUUUAAUUGAUUGUCUUUCAGACAGACAAUUUCUAUGCAUGUUAAAUCAAAUUUUUUGUAUAAUUAUUACCAUAAAAUGAUAAAGCAGAGGUACAACUUAUUAGUCAUUAUAACAUAUAUUAUAAACAAAAAGUUGCUGCUGAAAAUGUGUGAACUGUUGACCGCUGGAUGUCCAGCAAGUGUCAGAUUUUAUAAUUCAUAUAUUAUAAUAUACUAGGGAAAAUAAUAAAAAUAUGUUUAUAGUAUAACUCUGUCAGAUAAUGAAUAUUUCAUAAUUAAAACAAAAGAAUUAUAAAAUUUAAUUUGAAUAAAAAAUUAAAAAAUAAACAAAUGUAGGUAUAAACUAUAGGGCAGUCCGACUGAUCUUUUUUUCAAUUAUAAUUCCUGUGAAUGUUAGUUAUGAAGUUAUGGAUGUUUUGUAUGAUAGUUUUACUCUGGCAGUGAGCCAAGCAAGCAGCGAGGCUUCUUCUUUAAUGCAGAAAAACUCCAAGUUACUGUAAAUUCAGAAAUUAUUGUGUGCAUUUAUUAUUGCAUGCAUUAAUGAUUGCAAUUUUGUCGAUUUUGACUUUAAUGCGAUUUUAAUUUUUACGUUUUUGAGAAAAAUCCUGUUUAAUUCAUACAAAAUAUUUCAAAAUGUGACUAUUGCGUUUACAACUCUGUCGCAUUUUUCGCCA
Molecule: messenger RNA, 4053 nt
Organism: Mytilus trossulus (common blue mussel)
Lineage: Eukaryota; Metazoa; Mollusca; Bivalvia; Mytilida; Mytilidae
Product: mitochondrial coenzyme A transporter SLC25A42-like
Exons: 8
Coding region: 137-1171 (344 amino acids)
Biological process (GO): transmembrane transport
Cellular component (GO): mitochondrial inner membrane
Source: RefSeq, a predicted model, not a curated record